Trichosporon asahii var. asahii CBS 2479 is the source of this 354-nucleotide messenger RNA. RefSeq lists its product as uncharacterized. The record is from RefSeq and is a predicted model, not a curated record. Lineage: Eukaryota; Fungi; Basidiomycota; Tremellomycetes; Trichosporonales; Trichosporonaceae. Gene Ontology annotation, biological process: GPI anchor biosynthetic process. Bases 1 to 354 code for a protein of 117 amino acids. Gene Ontology annotation, cellular component: endoplasmic reticulum membrane; dolichol-phosphate-mannose synthase complex. The transcript has 2 exons.
AUGAGCAGCGUCCGAGCCCAGCGCAACAACAACAUCCAACCCGUCCCCAGCACCGACCGACCGACCAUGUCCAAGGGAACGCGCUUCGUCACGUUCGCCGUCCCGGCCGUCAUCGCCUACUUCCUCCUCCUUCUGCAUGUGCUCCCGACCCCGUUCCUGGCGCAGGAGACUGCCGACCAGAUCCUCCCUGUGAUCCCGUGGUGGCUCCUCGUCGCGUUUGGCGCGUACUCGCUCUCGUCGCUCGGUCUCGGCCUCCUCCGCUUCCACGACACGCCGGAGGCGUACCAGUCGCUCCUUGGCGAGAUUCAGCAGGCCAAGAACGAGCUUCGCGACCAGGGUGUCGAGGUCGACUAG